AUACAAAUUGCUUUUCACGGUCUCUUACGAUCCAGCACUAGACGAAGCAAGACGUGUCCUCAGGAAUAGAUUCUAUCAGCAGAUAUGGCAUCAGCUAAAUCCACUAAAGAUUUUCUGUUGGUAGCUGAAGACUACCUUAGUCGUGGUCAGGUGUAUAGACCGGCAGGAGAGUUUGUCAAGAAACUGGCAUUGUGUCCAAGUUGUUGUGGGGGAAAAAAGGAAGUGGAGCUUUUAUUGGGAGUGGUCAGCCGGAUGGUAGCUCUGGUAAAAUCACAGUCAAACAAGCCUGGACGGCGGAACGUAAAGCCUAACACCGCUUGGCUGAAGGAAACUGCACAGUCACUAGAGACGUACCAGCUGGUCGGCCGUGAUUGGAUAAGUUCUCACGUAUGGAAGCUCCCAUCAUUACCUCCACCCAAACAGCAGGAAUAUGAUCCAACUAGGGGACAGAGGGAUAUCCGAUACCCUAAAGUAGCAGAAUUGUUACAAGCACCGGGGGAGGAUGAAGUCUUGGACUAUGAGGAUUUGGAUGAGGAAAAGUUGUUGGCCUCACCCGUUAACAGUAACAGUACAGCAGGAAGUCCUCGUAGGUCGCCUCGACUCCUGAAAUCUGCCUCUCAUACUCCUGAAAUAAGGAAAGCUCCCACAAGUACGGAGACCAAGCCCAUGGAAGAGGAAACGGUGGUGACUUGUAGUCCAACCGCGGAUCGCCCUACAGAGGCCCAGCCCAUGGAAGUUGACGGCACGGUUGUGACUGGUAGUCCACCCAAGGACCGUACUUCUGAAUUGCAGGACAAAACAGCGGUGAGGGCUUGUAGCUCCACCCUGGAUGUUUCAAGAAUGUCAACUCUCCAGAAAGAGAAAGUGCAAGUGGCAAGUUCAGAAGGGGCUUCUAGCUCUUCUGAGGACCGGUCUCGAUUCCAGUCGGCGGGUGCGCGUCCGAAGACUUAUAGUCGUCGCGAUGUGGAGGAGCCCGUUCGCCAUGUACCGAUGAAGAACCCGGAGUACUCUGUACGGACAUCAAUCCAGACAGGUGCAAGGUCAGAAGGGGCUUAUAGCUCUUCUGAGGAUCGGCCUCAUCGGGUCCAGUGGGCGGACUCACGUCCGAAGGUUUAUAGUCAUCGGGAUGGGCUUUUAGGUAAACCAGUUACGCUGGAUGAGUUGGUGGCGUUUGUUGUGGUGCAGAAGAUGCUUAGCACAUUGGACAACACAUCAAUCUCGGAGCGGCAGGAGGCAGCUAUGAAGGAGUUUUGUAAAUUCCUUCAUGAGCCUAUUCCAGAGAAAGUUACCUUGGUACCGUGCAACUCUGUUGGUGCGCUACUGCACUGGAAGGUCUUGUUACUCCUUGCAGCUAGUUUAUCAGAGGAAGAGAGGGCCUAUUGGGUACUUAACUUCCAGGCCCCUGAAGAUGCACAGCCGGUUGCCGAGGCCAUACCAAUCCAGCCUAAGUAUCCUGAAGCGUUUGACGCCCAUUUCCACCUUGACAGGACACUGCACAGGUUACAGCUUCAGCAAGGGGGAAUGCAGGACAUGAUGGAUGCAGUUCCGGUAGAGGAGAGUAGGCGAACAUCCCUUGUAGGGGGCGUCUCUAUCUACUGUGACCCAGAAACCUACCCGACGGAUCAGCACCUGCGUGAUUUGCCUAAUUCGACUGUCUAUAUCAUCAUCUGA
Dreissena polymorpha is the source of this 1671-nucleotide messenger RNA. RefSeq lists its product as uncharacterized. The coding region runs from base 85 to 1671 and encodes 528 amino acids. NCBI's taxonomy places the organism in Eukaryota, Metazoa, Mollusca, Bivalvia, Myida, Dreissenidae. The transcript is spliced from 2 exons. The record is from RefSeq and is a predicted model, not a curated record.